AUGGCUCCUCGCCGCCUGUCGUCUUUGGUGGGCAGUACGAAGGAUGGACCGUUUGACUCUACUAUUGCGACCGAAACCCAACUGGCACAGCUGGGCUAUGAGCAAGAACUCAAACGCUCAUUCUCCCUUCUGGGCAUGGUGGGAUUCAGCUUUUCCAUCGUCACUUGCUGGACCGCCCUGGGAGGGACUUUGAUCGUGGGCAUCGUCGCUGGCGGUCCUCCCGUCAUGGUCUGGUCGUGGGUGGGCAUUUGUCUGCUCUCCCUGACCGUCGCCUACUCGUUUGCCGAAAUGUGCUCCGCCUAUCCCACUGCUGGCGGCCAGUACAGCUGGGUGGCUAUCCUCGCUCCGCCCAAAUACGCCCGUGGUGCCGCUUUUGUCACGGGGUGGUUCAUGUGUACGGGCAUCGUGGCCAUGGGCGCCGUCAACAACUUUGUGAGCCUCUCUGUGGUCUCGCGUCAAUUCGUCAUUCCUACAAAGCCUUGGCUUACUAACUGUCUCCUCGACGUAUUCCAACAGCUCGGCGCAAACUUCAUCCUUGGAAUGGCCAAUCUGAACAAUCCAUCCUAUACCAUCGAGCGUUGGCAUACCGUCCUGGUGACCUACCUGAUAGCAACACUCGCCGCCCUCUCGAACGUCUACCUCUCCCGCUGGCUCAAUCAGAUCUCUACCUUUGCCGUGGCGUGGAACAUUCUCAGCUUUUUUGUCGUCAUCAUCACCAUCCUGGCCGCCAACGAUCACAAACAGUCUGCCAGCUUUGUAUUUUCUGAUUUUCAGAACCAGACCGGUUUCUCGUCGGGCGGCAUGGCUGUCAUGAUUGGUCUUUUACAGACAUUGUUUGGCAUGUGCUGCUACGAUGCUCCUAGCCACAUGAUCGAGGAAAUGCUCAACCCGGCAAAGGAAGCACCCCAGGCCAUCAUCCUCUCUGUAUACCUAGGUGCUGUGACCGGAUUUGUGUUCCUGAUCUCGGCGUUCUUCUGUAUCGGCGAUCUCGACGCUACGGCAACAACGCCGACAGGGGUGCCGCUGAUCCAGAUCUUCUUCGACAGCACAGGCAGCACUGGAGGGGCGACAACGCUCGCCUCCAUGAUCACCGUCAUCAUGCUCAUCUGCUCCAACUCGCUAAUGGCCGAGGGGUCGCGGGCACUCUGGGCAUUUUCACGCGACCACGGCCUGCCCUUUAGCAAGCUGUGGGCCCGCGUGAACAAGAGGUCCCAAGUCCCCGUGUACAGCGUGCUGCUGUGCGGUGUGCUCCAAGCCGGGCUGAACAGCAUCUACUACGCCUCCUUCGAAGGGUUCUCGACCGUCAUCUCCAUCGCCACCUUUGGCUUCUACCUCUCGUACGCAGCGCCGCUGUUCGUGCGGCUGUGGUCACUCGUCACACACGCCAACCCGGCCGCGACCACCAUCCGCGGCGGCGUCUACACCCUCGGCCGGUGGUCGCCCUACAUGAACCUAGCGGGCCUGCUGUUCCUGGUCUUUGCGGGCAUCGACUUCAACUUCCCCCAAGUCGGCCCCGUCACCGCCAGCAACAUGAACUACUGCAGCGCGGCCUUUGGCGUCAUCGGCCUCGUCAGCGUCGUCACCUGGCUCUUUGACGGGCGCAAGAACUUUACGGGACCCCAGACCCCGGGUAUUGUCAAUGCCAUUGACGCCGCCGGUGGAGGUGGAGGUGGAGGUGACGACGACAAGGGAUUGACACCUGACAGAGUGGUGACUGGCGACGUUGAUGUGAAGGACACAAAGGAUGAGAAGCACGCCAUGACGGGUUCGCCCGGAGGGGAAAGCAAUGAAACGGUGCCCGUCGGAGAUGUGGGCAAGAUCGCAUAA
This is a messenger RNA of Fonsecaea monophora, 1827 nucleotides long. RefSeq lists its product as hypothetical. Gene Ontology annotation, cellular component: membrane. Gene Ontology annotation, molecular function: transmembrane transporter activity. The transcript has 4 exons. The coding region runs from base 1 to 1827 and encodes 608 amino acids. Gene Ontology annotation, biological process: transmembrane transport. Lineage: Eukaryota; Fungi; Ascomycota; Eurotiomycetes; Chaetothyriales; Herpotrichiellaceae. The record is from RefSeq and is a predicted model, not a curated record.